CGCGCGCCCUCCCUCCCUCCCUCCCUCGACCGCGCGCUCUCUCUCUCUCACUCCAGUUAUAAACUUAUAACCUACUGAACAAGAAACGCGUGUGUCAAGCGGAGACUGAGCGGUGUCGCUCUCGAAACAGGAUCUAAGGACUGUGGUAAAAGUGGGAGCUGUACCAUGUUUAAGGGAGUGCUGAAGAAAGGGAGAGAGGGAGGAGGAAGGACCGGCAAAAGAGAUGCAGGAAGUCAAUCCCUCAGCCCCAGUUUCCAUCACAGAGUUCAGGAAGAGGGGAUUGUGGGUGUUCAGAAUCAUGGGAGCGGGCCGCUGCCGGUGCAGCCAUACCCUGCAGAGGAGAUGCUGAGGCCGAGUUUGACCAGAGGAGUGUCCGUCUCCCUCCCUUCCUCCCCUCUGCUCCCUCCCCGCCAACCCUAUCUUUCUCCAGUCCGGUCCAACAAGUCACCAGGUUCAAUCAGGACACCCAAAUAUGUGGAGAAUCCUUGUGUUUCUGGAGAUCCUGUCACCUGUGUUCUGAAGAACAGAAAGAAGAACAAUACCGAGCUGCUCUCGCCGGCUGAGUCUGGCUCCUCCCCGGCUGUCCAGGAGCUCAUGACACGGUUGGGCUUCCUGCUGGGAGACGCCAUCCCCACCUCAUCACAAACAAACAUGGAGGAUAAACAGUGUAUAGUGUCCAGUCAAGGCGUGAGUCCCUGCUCCACUCUGACCAGCAGUACGGCGUCUCCCAGCGCUGAGAGCCCCUGCUCCACCUUACCAGAGACCACCUCCAACAGCAGGCCUCCUGUCAUCUGCUCCAGCACAUGCUCCACUGCCACCUCCACCAUCAUCACCACACCCAGCUCAACCCUGGAGAGCAAGGACAGCGGGAUCAUAGCAACAGUCACCAGUUCCAGUGAGAAUGAAGAGCGCUGUGGCUCUAGUCUGGAAUGGGCGAAAGAUGGCAGUGUGGGUGUAAAGGGUGAGAAUGGGCGUAGCGCCCAUCCACCCUGCACUCCCAUCACCCCAGAGGAGCCGGCGGUGUCUGGUGAAGCCCAGGUGAGAACAAGCACCACAGGAGGGGCAGCACCUGUCGUGACAUCACCUAUGGACGGACCAAUCGCAUACCACAGCACUUCUUUGGUUAUGCCACGGCCAAAUUCUGUGGCAGCCACUAGCAGUACCAAACUGGAGGAGCUGCGGUAUCUGGACGAACAGAGGAACGCUCCCCAGCGCUCCUCCAUGCGUUUACAAUGGCACGGAGCUCAUACAGGAGGUCGCAGUCAAGAAAAUAAAGCUCGUCUCACGCCCUAUAAACCAGUGGACAUCAUGCUGAAACCCCUUCUGUUUGAGGUGCCCAGCGUCUCUAUGGAUGCAGUGUUUGUGGGUCGUGAUUGGCUGUUUCAGCGGCUGGAGGAGGUGCUUACGGGGGGUGGAGAUGCCGGUGAGGGUAGAGGGGCUGUCAUCAUAGGUAACGUCGGUUUCGGAAAGACGGCAGUGAUCUCACGGCUGGUGGCUCUCAGCUGUCAUGGUGGACGAAUGAGACAGAUUGCUUCCAACAGCCCUGAAGCUACACCCCAGAAUCGAAGGGCUGAUGCUCAUCAAUCCAAUCAGCUAAACCCCCCCUCACAGAGUCCCCUUCACAGCAACAGCUGCCCCCCGACCCCAGACACGCAACGGCACCGAGAGGGCACAGUCAAACGACUGGCUAGCAAGGUGGUGGCCUAUCACUAUUGUCAGGCAGAUAACACAUACACAUGCCUGGUCCCAGAGUUUGUGCACAGUGUGUCCGCUUUACUGUGCAGAGCUCCUCGCCUCAAUGCUUAUCGAGAGCUCUUGCUCAGAGAGACGCACCUGCAGAGCCUGCUCAGCUUACGCUCCUGUGUCCAGGACCCUGCUGCUGCCUUCCGUAAGGGAGUCCUGGAGCCCCUCACACUUCUACGCAAAGAGCGGAAGAUUCCAGAAGAAGAUUACAUCAUCCUAGUGGACGGUCUUAAUGAGGCAGAGUUCCACAAACCAGACUAUGGAGACACCAUUGCAUCUUUCAUCACCAAAAUCAUCUCUAAAUUUCCUAUUUGGCUUAAACUGAUUGUGACCGUCAGGGUCAAUCUAGUGGAAGUCACCAGUCUCCUUCCCUUUCCCAUCAUUACUAUGGAUGAUUUCCAUGACAACAAGGAUAUAACCUCUGACCUCACCUCCUACAUCCAACACCGUAUAGACCACAGCCCUGAUAUCCUUAGCAACAUUGCCAUCAAUGGCAAAGCCGAUCCAGCGAACAUCUCUAAACUCAGUGCCCACCUUGUUGCCCGCAGCCAAGGCUCAUAUCUUUAUUUAAAAUUAACCCUUGACCUGUUUGAGAAGGGUCACCUGGUCAUUAAAAGCUCCAGCUAUAAGGUUAUACCUGUGUCUCUGUCUGAGCUCUACCUGCUUCAGUGCAACAUGAAAUUCCCAUCGGCCUCAGCAUUCGAACGAGUAUUGCCACUGCUAAACGUGGCUCUGGCAUCUUUGCACCCUCUGACGGAUGAACAGCUCUUCCGGGCACUAAACGCUGGCUCCAUGAGAGGAGAGCUGGAGUGGGAGGACUUCCAACAGCGCAUGGACUCUCUAUCCUGCUUUCUGAUUGGCCGUCGAGACAGAACGCGCAUGUUCUGCCACCCCUCCUUUAGGGAGUGGCUCGUAUGGAGGGCGGAUGGCGAGAGCACUGACUUCCUCUGCGAACCAAGAAGUGGCCACGCACUGAUGGCCUUCAUGCUUUCACGUCAAGAAGGGAAACUCAACCGCCAGCAAACUAUGGAGCUUGGCCACCACAUUCUUAAAGCUCACAUAUUCAAGGGUCACGGUAAAAGAACCGGGGUUUCGUCAAGUAUUCUGCAACCGUUGUGGAUCAGCUACAGUACAGACAGCCUCUCUGCAGCUCUUUCUUCCCUCAGAAACCUCUACACACCCAAUGUCAAGGUGUCCCGGUUGCUGAUUCUGGGAGGGGCGAGUGUGUGUUACCGUACUGAGGUGUUGAAUAGUGCACCAGUGCUCUGUGUGCAGUCUCACCUGGGCCACCUGGAGAUGGCUGCUUUGCUCUUGGAGUGUGGGGCACCAGUGGACGGGCAGUCAGAGAACGGCAUGACCUCCCUCUGUUACGCCUCAGCUGCUGGACAUCUGCCACUUGUCACCUUACUAUGCAAAAAAGGGGCAAAGGUGGAUCACGCUGAUAAGAGCGGUCAGUGUGCACUGGUUCAUGCUGCUUUGCGGGGUCAUGCUGAGAUUGUGCAGUAUCUUCUGGAGCAGGAGUGGAGUUCAGACCUAAAAAACAAGGCAUUGCAGCAGGCACUGAUCGCUGCCUCCAGCAUGGGACACACACAGGUGGUAAAAAGGAUGCUUGCAUUGAACAAUGAUGAAUUUUCAGUGCAGAUCGACGGUCACGAUACUUUGUGGGGUGAAACAGCUCUAACCGCUGCUGCUGGCCGGGGAAAACUAGAGGGGUGUGUGUUUCUGCUGGAUCAAGGUGCCAGUGUAGCACAGACAAAUCGCAGAGGGGUGGCACCCAUUUUUAAUGCAGUUCGACAUGGACACACACAGAUAGCAGAGUUGUUUCUGCAGCGUGGCGCAGAUGUGAAUUGCAGUGAUAAACAUGGUCGCUCUCUGCUGAUGGUGGCUGCAAGCGAGGGACACCUUGAGACUGUGGACUACUUGCUCUCACAGGGAGCAUGUAUGACAGCAGUGGAUAAAGAAGGUCUGACCCCACUCGGGUGGGCAUGUUUGAAAGGGCAGAAGAAAGUGGUUGAGUUUCUGGUGGAGAGGGGAGCUCAGAUUGACCACACAGAUAAGCAUGGACGCACCCCGCUGGACCUGGCCGCUUUCUACGGAGACGCAGACAUAGUGCACUACCUGGUCGAGUGCGGAGCGGCGAUUGAACACAUGGACUACAGUGGCAUGAGACCUCUGGACCGGGCCAUCGGUAGCAGAAACACCUCAGUCGUGGUCACUCUGCUGAAGAAAGGGGCUAAACUGGGCUACAGAACAUCUCCUUAUGAACGAUCAGGUAAUGCUGCCUGGGCCAUGGCCACCUCCAAACCCGACAUCCUCAUCAUACUUCUGCAGAGACUCAUGGAGGAGGGAAACCUGCUUUAUAAGAAAGGGAAGAUGAAGGAAGCUGCUCAGAGGUAUCAGUAUGCACUGAGGAAGUUUCCGAGGGAAGGUUUUGGGGAAGACCUGAAGGCAUUCAGAGAGCUCCGGGUUUCCCUGUAUCUCAACCUGUCCCGCUGCCGCCGCAAAACCAAUGAUUUUGGCAUGGCUGAGGAGUUUGCCACCAAGGCUCUCGAGCUUAAGCCUAAGUCCUAUGAGGCAUUUUAUGCACGUGCCAGAGCCAAAAGGAGCAGCAGGCAGUUUGCAGCUGCGUUGGCUGAUCUUUACGAAGCAGCACGUCUGUGCCCCAGUAACAGAGAGAUCAGACGUCUGCUGGCACGUGUGGAGGAAGAGUGCCAACACCUGCAGCGACAGGGUUCUAAACACCCUACCUCUCACACAAACCCCUCACACCAUGAGGAAGACAACGAUGAGGAAGAAGACGACGACGACGACGACGACGACGAUGAUCAGGACAUUGAGAGUUUGGAGAAAAGCCCAGACAGCCUCAGCAUAAACAUGUUGCAGGCAGAUGAGGAGGAGGAGCAGCGCGAGCAAGAAUCCUCGAGGCAGGAGAAGAGGAAGGAGAGCUGGCAUCAAAGCCGCACCUUGCCUGAUUCUCUAGGCCUGGCCAUAUCGGAUGCCCAGUCCGCCGUCUCCACUGCUGCCCCCGGACGGGCCGCCCACAGACGUCUUCCGUCCAGACAGGCUCAAAGCAUGAAAAACCGAGAGUACAGCAGCUCGCUUCACGCCGACGGCAGGACGCCCCAGAGCGCCGGGUCCAGCCCCAUGCCCAGCCGCCACCGGCCCGGCUCUCUCCGAGCGGGGCCCUGCAUUGACAUUGGCGGCAUUGAGAGGGGUCCGCUCUGUGGGACCAGAGAGGGCAUCAUUCAGUUCGGUCAUGCAGAGAAGGCCGAAGGCAGCGUCGAGCCAAGGGGGGAAUUCUGCAGGAGCAGCAGCGUAAGAGUGUCCAGCUCCUCCAGCGCAAACCUGGCGGAAACCAGCCGCAUGCGCAAUUCAGUGGCGAGCGCUGACAGCGGAACGAGGCAAUCUGAGCAUAAGCCACGCCCAUUCAUGGGUGUCAUUGACAAGACUGCUCGUUUCCAGCAGCAGCAGCAGCAGCAAGGUCAUCAUGGCAACCUGGUGUCUGGUUACGGCUGGCAAGGACUUGUCCCAGAAGGCCUCGUAGGUCACAGUGUAGGUGUUGUCAUGAACACGCACUCGCAGGGACUGAGCAGUGACCUCCAAUACGCUAAAACAAGCGCUUAUCAGGAGCCCAUCCAUAACAGCACACAUACGCCCGAGUUUCACCCAGACAAGUUUCAUCCUGGAUCUGGAUACAAGGACAGUAACCCCAUCCAGCAGCACUACAACGACUCCAAGCACAAGCAGGCCAGCCUGGCCCGGGACAACCCCAUCCUGAUCAGCUCCAUCAAACCUAAACGCUCCUUUAUUGAGUCCAACGUGUAGCUAUGAACUCAUACUUUAUGUUAAGCACAAGUUAUUUACAGUCUUUAAUAUAGGAGCUGCGGUUUUCAUCAGUAAACCCAAUGUCCUUUGAUUCGUUUUGAAGACAAAAUUUUAAGCAUUUUGUGUGUGCGCACACGAGUAAAAGAUUGCCUUGCAUUUCUGUUUACAACUACAGCUUCCGAGGUAUUUAAGCACAUUUUAAAUGCGCAACGCUGCAUCUGCACAUUAAAAGAGAGCUGAGAUAUGAUACAGAUGAUUUAUUAAUAAUGUAUUAAGAUACCUGACUUGGCUUUAGACUUCAGUAAGGACAUAGGACGUCUACCAAGAUGAAAUACUGUCUCUUACAGUAGGAUUGUGGACCGGUCCUGUGUGUAUUCAAAAGCAUUUCCUGUUUGAAUGGUGGUGAUUCUGUGUGUGUGUGUGUGUGUGUGUGUGUGUUUGAGGAGAAGUGUGUUGGAUUUCUUCACGAACUACUCACAGUUUGGACUAAUUUAUUUAUGGCUUGGUUGUCUGAUUAAAACAAUAUUAUAUUUUAUAUAUUAGUUAUUUUUGCACAGCUAUAUAUUAUGAAAUACCACUAUGAUUGUGAGAUUGAUAUGAACUGUAUAAAGGAGACCAGGUUUACAUGCAUGUUUUGGUGAACCAUAUUCAGGUGUCUAUGAGGACAUAGAUGUUAUUUCGUAUGUACAUUAUUUGCAAUUAAUUUCAUGUAUAGGGCUGUUACGUAUUGUAUUUGAAUAUUUCAGCAACAUAUACAAUAAACCCCAGUUUAAGACUUA
Puntigrus tetrazona (Sumatra barb) is the source of this 6347-nucleotide messenger RNA. RefSeq names its product tetratricopeptide repeat, ankyrin repeat and coiled-coil containing 1a (gene tanc1a). Gene Ontology annotation, molecular function: protein binding. Bases 166 to 5568 code for a protein of 1800 amino acids. The record is from RefSeq and is a predicted model, not a curated record. The transcript is spliced from 27 exons. NCBI's taxonomy places the organism in Eukaryota, Metazoa, Chordata, Actinopteri, Cypriniformes, Cyprinidae.